AUGGCGGGGCCCGCGUGGAUGUCCAAGGUCUCUCGGCUGCUGGGGGCAUUCCACAACCCAAAACAGGUGACCCGAGGUUUUGCUGGUGGCGUUCAGACAGUCACUCUAAUUCCAGGCGAUGGCAUCGGCCCGGAAAUCUCCAACUCCGUCAUGAAGAUCUUUGACGCCGCCAAAGCGCCCAUCCAGUGGGAGGAGCGGAGCGUCACUGCCAUCCAGGGGCCCAGCGGGAAGUGGAUGAUCCCCCUGGAUGCCAAGGAGUCCAUGGACAAGAACAAGAUGGGCCUCAAAGGCCCUUUAAAGACCCCGAUCGCUGCCGGCCACCCGUCCAUGAACUUGCUGCUGCGUAAGACCUUCGACCUCUACGCCAACGUCCGGCCGUGCGUGUCCAUCGAAGGCUACAAGACGCCGUACAACGACGUGAACAUUGUCACCAUCCGCGAGAACACGGAGGGCGAGUACAGCGGCAUCGAGCACGUGAUCGUGGACGGCGUCGUGCAGAGCAUCAAGCUCAUCACCGAGCAGGCGAGCAAGCGCAUCGCCGAGUUCGCCUUCGAGUACGCCCGCAACAACCACCGGAGCAACGUCACCGCCGUGCACAAGGCCAACAUCAUGCGCAUGUCCGACGGGCUUUUCCUGCAGAAGUGCAGGGAGGUGGCCGAGAACUGCAAAGACAUCAAAUUCAACGAGAUGUACCUGGACACGGUGUGCCUGAACAUGGUGCAGGAUCCGUCCCAGUUUGACGUCCUUGUGAUGCCCAAUUUGUACGGGGACAUCCUGAGCGACCUGUGUGCGGGGCUGAUCGGCGGGCUCGGCGUGACCCCGAGCGGCAACAUCGGCGCCAACGGGGUGGCCAUCUUCGAGUCGGUCCACGGGACGGCCCCCGACAUCGCGGGCAAGGACAUGGCCAACCCCACGGCCCUGCUGCUCAGCGCCGUGAUGAUGCUGCGCCACAUGGGCAUGUUCGAGCACGCCGGGCGCAUCGAGGCCGCCUGCUUCGCCACCAUCAAGGGGGGCAAGAGCCUGACAAAGGACCUGGGAGGCAACGCCAAGUGCUCGGACUUCACGGAGGAAAUCUGCCGGCGAGUGAAGGACACGGAGUAA
Pipistrellus nathusii (Nathusius's pipistrelle) is the source of this 1101-nucleotide messenger RNA. Lineage: Eukaryota; Metazoa; Chordata; Mammalia; Chiroptera; Vespertilionidae. The record is from the annotation of a GenBank genome assembly.